AUGCCCAGCAAGAUCGGUAAAACAAGACCCAACCAUGGAUCCAAUCAUGGACCCAAGCACUCUAGCUCACUUCAAUCAUUAAGCGACUACAUUGCUUCUGCUAGUUCAUCUGUAGAUAAUGAGCCCAAUUUGACAAAUAAUCUCAACCCUACUCACAAUUGCUCUACUAGUGUUGACACUAGAUUGUACCCAACUAUUGAUCCAAUAGCUGAUGAAGAAUUGGCCGCUAAAACUAAUAGUAUGAGCAUGAGUAACCAAGACAACAUUGAAUUGUUGGAUAAUGAGCUGACUAAUAACCUCAACAUACAAGACAUGUCAGUUGAUGAAAUUGUUGGUAAAACUUUUCUCAAACACAAUAAUGCUAAACUAGAUACAAACAGAACUCUUCUUGACACUGAUCAGAUUUUAGAAAUUGUAUCUGUUAUUGCUAGCCCACACAACCCUAUGACCUUAAAUUUCCAACAUGUUGUAAAAGCCACUCUCAGAAUACUCUCUGAUGACAUUAAAUACGAAAUCACCACAGAAAGAAAGGCUUUUAAAAACCAUAAAGACAGAAAACAUGUUUGGGAGUUAUGGAAGGAAAGAAUGAAGAAUAUUAACAAACUAUUAUCUGAGAACAAGAAAAGUAGUAAUGUCCAACAAGACAAUGAAGAAUUCAACAUCAAUGACAUAGCAGUGAAGGAAAUCACUCCUCCCAGAUAUAUUGCUGUUAGAUAUAGCAAAAUAUUUGAAGAGAAUGAGGUAAUUGAAUUAAUUAAGGACAAACUUAGUGGCAAAUAUGUCACCAUCAAUCCGAUUAUUAAGCUCAAUAAUACCAUAAUUGUCACUAUUGAAGAUUGCGCUCAAGUAGAACAGGCAGUUGAAACAUUACGUACAAAAUUUAAAGAAGUCAAUAUCACUUCAUCAUGUGAAAACGACACCAACAAAAUUAUACGUGUCCAUAAUAUUCCAAUAGGAGAACUAUGGAAAACUACAGUCAAGGCAGAUUGGAGGAAUGCUAUUGAAAGCGAUACUGGUGAACCCAUUGUUGAAAUUGCUACAGCUAGAAUUGGUAAAGAAAUGGCAGCAGUGAUCACUGUCAAAAGUAUGAAAGCCAGAAAUAAUCUAUGUAAGACAAAAACAUAUGAUAUCACUAUUCCUAGAACAGAGGAAACAGUCACUAUGAAAAUCGACAUACCAUUCAACUAUGCAAUGGAUGUACAAUACUCUGACAUCAUUGGUAGAUGGCCUGAAAGAAAUGAUUUGAUUAGAGCUAGAAUACAAACGGAAUCCUCUCUUGCCAGAAAAUACAAUAAUGACCAACCUGUAUCCAUACUUAUCAUCAAUCAAGAGAAGAGAAUAUGUUUGAUUAGACUCAACAAUCUAUCUAAUGCCAUCAGAUUGGUAAACCAUGCUGCAUAUGGAAUGAAUGAAUGGACAUUGGAUUUUGCUCUCAAUUAUCCAAUGCUAGAAGAUUUCCUGGAAAAGAAACCUGAUACAGUUCACAAAAUUUCACAAAAUUUAGGCAGAUCUUCUAAAAUUGCAGCGAAAGACGUUUCCUUUACUCUUGAAAAAGUGCAACAAGAUCACCUAAAAGAAAUCAAGAGAAUUGAAGCUUCUAUGGAUAAAAGAAUUGCAGAACUUGAGGCAAGACAGAAUCAGAAAUUGGCUAUGGGAUUUAAGGAAAUGGCUAAUAUUAUCAGAGCAAAUAAUGAAGAAUUAAUGAUUACCAAUAGAAUUGCUACUCUAACAUUUCUGUCUGGUUGUACAAAAGAUAAUACCAAGAGGAAGAUAUAUCAAGAGGAAAUUGAUGAGUGUCACAAAAAGCUAAAACUACUUGAUUCACUUCAAGCAGAACCAUUAUCAGCCCUAAGAGGCUACCUCAACUCAAUCACUCCUGAUAUAAUCAUGCUCCAGGAAGUUAAAAGCGUCUACAUUGGUCCAGAUUUUCCCUCUAUAUAUUAUUCUUCAUUUACAUAUUAUCACAAUCCAAGAGAUUCCUGUGGUGUAUCUAUUUGCCUCAACAAAAGCACUUUCAAAGAUAUUGAAGAAAUCAUCUUAGAUCCGAUCAUUAAGAAUAACGCGCGAAUUAUUGGCGUGAAAUGUAAAAUCAAUUCAAUUAAUACUCUAGUAAUUUCUGCGUACUUUCCAAAUCAACCAGCUGACAGAUGUGAAUUCACAUAUAUUCUUGACAACCUAAUUGAAAAAUAUCCUAACUACAAAAUCAUUAUUGGAGGUGAUUACAAUGCGAUUUUAUCCGAGAAUCACUCCUCAAACGAAUCUAGAAGAACUGAUCAAAACAUACUAGAUCUUAUUAACAAGAGAAAUCUUAAUUACUAUCCUUUCCCUCAUUUAUCAUGGCACCUUCAUUAUACUAUUAACAAACAAUCCAAGUCUAUAAUAGAUUACAUAUCCACAGAUUUUCCAAUUGCAUCUGGAGAAGUACUGAAUGCCAACUUCAUAUCAGAUCACAAAAUGGUUAAAAUUCUACUUGACCUCUCAUGUCAACGAACACCUUUGUUAAUUCGGAAGAAGCGUAACUUUCAAGAUCCCAAAAAUAAGAAAGAAGUGCUGGCCAUUAGCAAAGAAUGUGUAUCUCAAGUUAAGAAUUUAGAAUCUGAUAACGACAAAUGGCUUUUCAUUUGUGAUAAACUAGGCGACAAAUUUGUGGAGGUCAAUCCACCUAAACUUGAUCCUAAAAUCUACAAAUAUAAUAAGCAAUAUAAGAAGCUCAUGUUAAUACUUGAUAGAAAUGAGCACGGAUAUCCUUGUGACAAACUUUUGACCACUAUUGGUAAAACUUUAGAACAGGUUCCAAAAUGUCUUGCAAGUGUCAAAGAGAAAAUCAAGAACCAUAUCAAAUGGAGCCAUGAUAAGGCUUUGAACAGAAAGAUGAAAUGGUGGGAACAAAACUAUGCAACCAACUCUAAACAUCUGAGAAAGAAAAUUUACAAAACGUCAUCACCACCAUACAAAUUAUCUAUCGAAGGAACUGAAAUUAGUGACCCCAAUGAAGUUGCCAAUGUGAUCAAGGACAAAUAUCAACAAAACCUCAACUUUAGAGGAAGAAAUCAUCAAAUUGACAUUACCAAGUUUUUCAAGUACAAACAUCCAUUAAUUGAUAAUUGCAAUGACAAAAUACUCGGUAGAAUUACCACGGAAGAGAAAGAAUGGAUAAUUCAGAAUUUGAAAUCCACAGCACCCAAUGAACUAGGUUUAAGACAAAAAACUAUCAAAUACAUGUGUAAGGAAUUACAGGAGGAAAUUUUUCAAAUUAUUGAAAAUAUCAUUACAACUGGAUUUACUCCUGAAUCUAUGCAAAGUGUCAGCAUUCUCCCAAUUCACAAAAAGAAUAAGGACCACUCAAACCCUGCUAACUAUAGACCUAUUGCCCUUAUGGACUCAGGACUUAAAAUAGCUACUAAAUUAAUCACCAAAAGAUUGAAGGAAGUGUUAAAGGGAAGAUUAUCAUUAGCUCAAUUUGGUGGUGAAGACGGCAGAGAAACUAUUCACAGAGUCCUUUCAAUUUACAAUAUGAUUGCUUGGGCAAAAAAGGACAAGAAACCUUUUUAUGGUUUGGCUGUUGACAUCAAAAAAGCUUAUGACUCAUUACCGAGAAUUAUGCUUCGUGAUGGACUGCUAUUCUUAGGGAUUGAUGAAAUUACUGCUGAUGGAAUUCUGGAAAUAUUAGGUGAAUCUACGACAAAGUUUGUUAUACCUAAUGGUAAAUCUGAAUGUUUCAAUGUGAAAGAUGGAUUGAAACAAGGCGACACCUUCUCUCCCCUUGCAUUCAAAAUUGCGCUUGAGCCUCUCUUACAAUUUUUAGAAAUAACAUAUAAUGGUGCUAGUGUUGCAAAUUAUUGGAACAUUAGUACAGGCGCAUGGAUUGAUGAUUUGAACUCAUUUUCCAACGAACUACCUGAAAUUGAAAAUUCUUUGCAUGACAUUGAAACCUAUCUUCAUGGCUAUCACAUGGAAUUAGAUCAUUCCAAAACUAACCUCUUCUCUGAUAAGGAAUGUAGUAUCAAGACAUUAUCUGGAAGUACGAUCAAAAGUAAUGAUUCUAUUAUUAUACUUGGUAAUAAUAUUACCAAUAAUACUGAGGAACAAAAGAAAUACACUACUUCAAUUAUUGAAGAAGUUAAAAGAAGAACUAACUCUAUUGGCUGGAAUUUUCCAAUACAGAACAUUGUCAAAAUUAUCAACACAGACAUUGUUCCGUAUGCACUGUACCACCUAAUUCCUCUUGCUAAUGACCAUCUAGAGAAACAAAUUGAUAAAUUCUUUCGCAACUUUAUAUGUGAAAGAUUAAGAACCAAGAGAAAAUUAGCUCUCGAGUGGUUUUAUACUCAUCAAGACAAAGGUGGACUUGGAUUAAUUUCUGUUCAAGAAAUGAGUUACUCGGACCUAAUGUGUAAAGUCAGAAAGUUCCUUGAACAAUAUGAUAUUUGUCUUGGAUCUUCUACAAGAUUCCUUUGUGAACGAAUCAAACAGGAGCAUGGUUUUGACAUCCUCAAUGAUCCAAUCCCUACUUGGUAUAAACCAGACCCAUGGAUUCCUCAAUAUCUCAAGAGAAUAAUUUUCAUGAACAAAUCUUCCAAUAUUAGAUUGUGGCAUUCGAGUGACCAAUGGCAUGAAAAAACUCUCAUCCCUUAUGGAAAAUUCCCUAAAGGUUUAAGACAAUUCCUGCUCUAUAAAGAUUGGAACAGAUUAAGUAUGUGGGUUCCUGACCCUAAAAAUUUACAAGUGAAAUUACAUAAUGACAUCAAACAUUCCAAUCAUGUCACCCAAAUUCGCAACAUUCUCAAUAGCAUGGAUUUUGGAAAAAUCAAAGACGAAAGCAAAUACUACAAAUAUGUUGGUAACAACACAUCCAUGUCAAACCUCUUGAACAAAGCUACACUAAUUGGUACUGACGGAUCGUGUAACAAUAAUAUUGCUGGAUACGGUAUUGUAACUGAUCAGAAUGUUUCCAUCUCAAGUCACACCUUAGGACAAGGAACUUCCUACAACAGUGAAGUUCAAGCGCUCCACACAGUUGUUAGAUUGCUAGAUAACAACACUCCUAGAACAAUAGUCAUAGAUGCGAAAAGUAUUUAUGACCAACUUUUCCAAUUCAGAAAAUCUAGAGAUCCUUAUGUUGAAGAAAUUCGUAAUUAUUUAAAAAUGAAGGAUCAGAUCAAAAUUAUGCAUGUUAAUAGUCAUACAGGUAAACAAGAUAUCUAUAGCCGCAUAAAUGAAUUAGCAGAUAGGGCUGCUAAGAAAGGUGCUGAUUGUAACAAUAUUCUUACUAAUAUUCCAUCCAAUAAUUGGUAUAUUAUUAUCAACAAUGUAUUAUACACUCAAAACACUAGACAAACAAUGUACAAACUUCUAUUUCAACGCCUCCACAAAAGAACAUAUACGCCAAAGAACCUUCCUCCCAAGAACAGAAAGUUCACCAACAUUUACCCCUCAAUAGGAAUCGGUUUCAGAACCUUAAAUCUAAUAUUUAAAAUUAGAGUGAACGUGAUGAAGACUUUGGAAAAUUUAAACAAGAUAUCCAAGACGAACUUGCUAUGUCCUUGCUGUAGUAGAGAGACAAUGCAACACAUUAUUUUUGAAUGUAAAUACUAUAGUGAUAUAAGAAAAGAAAUGUUUAGGAAUUUAUAUAAUAUCUCAAUAUAUGCAAAGAAUAACAAGAAGUUCUCCAAACGAUUAUUGUACCUCAUCAAGACUAAACAAGAUAUCCAUAGCCUAACAGGUGCUAAAGUUGGAUUGGGUAAGAAAUGGGACAAAGUAUUUACUAAGGAAGCUUAUCGAUCUAUUACUAAAAUGUGGAUGAAACGAAAUCAUUUUUUCAUGGAAGAAUUGAAACUCACCUGGAAUGAAUUUGAACAACAAUACGAUUUUAAUCCCAAUUUCAUUGAUUUGAACAAGUUUAAACUAUACAUGAAAUACCCACGACCAUGA
Molecule: messenger RNA, 5931 nt
Organism: Naegleria fowleri
Lineage: Eukaryota; Heterolobosea; Eutetramitea; Acrasida; Naegleriidae
Exons: 2
Coding region: 1-5931 (1976 amino acids)
Molecular function (GO): RNA-DNA hybrid ribonuclease activity; nucleic acid binding
Source: RefSeq, a predicted model, not a curated record